UUAGAAGGGGCUAUAACUUCUCUUUGCUAUUGCCCCCACUGUCAUCGUCAACAGGAAGCUCAUAAGGAAGUUUGCUUUCUUUCUUUCUUUUCUCAGAGCUCUCAGAUAACUGACUAGCCUACAAUUUAAGAUAUUGACAUUUAAAUGUUUGUGUUGCUCUUGUCUGGACUUCAGAUCAUACAUAACUCUUGGUGAACAGCUUUCAUCACUUACCAGACAAUUGACACACCCAACAUGAUUUCACAGAAGAGGAAGGAGACAAAAUAGUGACGUUCUUUCUGUAGUCCUCAGAUUGCACUUGUGGUGAGUGUUGUAAUGCUUUUCUGUGUGGUGAAAGACUAAUAUCUUCCUAUUUUAUUUCUCUGAAUACCGGUCAGACUGCAAACUUCCUCGACAAAGGGCCAGACAGAGCAUUGCCAAGGGCGUAGCAGCAAGAUACAAGGAGCCAUUUUCUGACAGGCCUCGAAGUCGAACAUGGCUGUGGAUAUGACUGCACUGUAACAGAGGAGGUGUUGCAGUCAAUUGUCUUUCAAAGGAUUUUGUAUUUCAUUUAUAUUCAGAAGAAGAGAAGGGAACAAUGAGUUUUGACCGAGUGCCAUCCAAGUCAGUGGUAAUGGACUGGAAUCCACACCAAUUGGCAGACUACAUGAAGAAGUUGAAUUUAAGUGGCUGCGAUAAAGUCAUUAUGAAAUGUAGCAUAAAUGGACAAAGGUUCUUGAACAUGACUGAAAAUGACCAUCAGAAAUUCCCCAAAAUCCAUGCGCCACUCAUCUCCAAAAUCUGCAGUGAAAUCAACAGGAAAGAAGAAAAAAGGAGAUUCUUUACUAAAAGAACUGCAGCACCAAAAUAUGAGCCAGCUAUGCCACAAGAGGAUCAGCCCUGGGGACCGGAUGAAUUUGAUGAGGGGAGUGACGAAGACUAUGAGAAUCCAGAUGCUGAGGAAGAUGAUGGCAGUGGGGGAGAUUAUGAGUCACCAACAGAGGAUGUUGGACUUGAGGAUAGUGACAACGGCUAUGAGUCACCUCCGUCUGAGGCGCCUGAAGAAAUUCCCCAUCAGCUCCGUGCUGCCAAGCCCAUGGCUGACGGAGAAUACAUUGAUAGUACACCGCACCGCAAUACAGCUAGAAGCCACCCUCCUCCAACAACUCAACGCCCUGGGGCUGGUCCUCCAAUCCCCUCUGCCAGUCACCCUAGUCUACUGCAGCCUCCCCCACCCAGAAGAGAGCAAUCUCCCCAGCACCCUGGCAGAAUAACUGGCAAGUUGCCUGCUACUUCCUCAAAUGCUGCCCCCGCUCCACCAGUUGACCGCAGAAGAAAGCCCACCAAACUGGAUCGCACAAGACUUGCUGAAUCUCCAAUACCAGCAACGAAGUUAAACACAACUAACAUGCCUGCUCCACAUUCAUGGAGGCCUCAGGCAGAAGAGAGGGGUCCAGACCCUCCCAGAAUGCCCAAACCUCCCCUCCCUGUGUCAAGUAGUGUCAGCAGGAGCAGCUCGUCGGUCGGCAGAGCCCCGCUGACCAACAACAGAUAUGUGCCUGAUGCAAGAAAUGAGAUAAAGGUACAAGAUGAUGUGCCCAUGCCCAAACCAUACAACUCCAACACAUUUCCUAGACCAGGGCACCCUAGAGCAGUGCUCCCCGGACUAUCCUUACAUUCAGACGGCUUUCCUCCUAAUAUCGCUUCAACUGCAUCUCUUCCUUCAAAACUGCAGGCACUGCAGGCAUCCAUCUCACCCAGGAGCAGUUCUAGGAUUGUGCCAGACAGACACAUUAUGCCCCCUCCGCCACCUAUGCAAGCUUCUAUCCCCCCACUGACAGACCUAGAGGAUGAACAGGACCUGAACCCUCAGUGGUAUGUUGGUCAGGUGACACGGGGUCAAGCGGAGGGCUGUCUCAGACAGGUCAACAUGGACGGUGCAUUUCUGGUACGGGACAGUUCGAAACGGUCGUCCAUUCAGCCCUAUACACUCAUGGUACUCUAUCAGGACAAAGUUUACAACAUCCAGAUCCGCUGUGAACAGAAUGAGUUUCUGCUGGGGACUGGUCUGAAGGUCUCAGAGACCUAUCCGAUGGUGGCACACAUCAUCGCUCAUUACAGACAGUCACCUCUUCUGCUGAUUGAUGCUAAGAACCGUGGAUCAGGGCAGCAGAGCCAGUGUCCCCUGAUCUACCCAGCAGGUGGAGCACUAGCAAGUCUCUACCCGUCCUUUUAACAGACAGCAGAGCCCGUGUCCCCUGAUCUACCCAGCAGGUGGAGCACUAGCAAGUCUCUACCCGUCCUUUUAACAGACAGCAGAGCCAGUGUGCCCUGAUCUACCCAGCAGGUGGAGCACUAGCAAGUCUCUACCCGUCCUUUUAACAGACAGCAGAGCCAGUGUCCCCUGAUCUACCCAGCAGGUGGAGCACUAGCAAGUCUCUACCCGUCCAUUUAACAGACAGCAGAGCCCGUGUCCCCUGAUCUACCCAGCAGGUGGAGCACUAGCAAGUCUCUACCCGUCCAUUUAACAGACAGCAGAGCCAGUGUCCCCUGAUCUACCCAGCAGGUGGAGCACUAGCAAGUCUCUACCCGUCCAUUUAACAGACAGCAGAGCCAGUGUCCCCUGAUCUACCCAGCAGGUGGAGCACUAGCAAGUCUCUACCCGUCCAUUUAACAGACAGCAGAGCCAGUGUCCCCUGAUCUACCCAGCAGGUGGAGCACUAGCAAGUCUCUACCCGUCCAUUUAACAGACAGCAGAGCCAGUGUCCCCUGAUCUACCCAGCAGGUGGAGCACUAGCAAGUCUCUACCCAUCGUUUUAACAGACAGCAGAGCCCGUGUCCCCUGAUCUACCCAGCAGGUGGAGCACUAGCAAGUCUCUACCCGUCCAUUUAACAGACAGCAGAGCCAGUGUCCCCUGAUCUACCCAGCAGGUGGAGCACUAGCAAGUCUCUACCCGUCCAUUUAACAGACAGCAGAGCCAGUGUCCCCUGAUCUACCCAGCAGGUGGAGCACUAGCAAGUCUCUACCCAUCGUUUUAACAGACAGCAGAGCCAGUGUCCCCUGAUCUACCCAGCAGGUGGAGCACUAGCAAGUCUCUACCCGUCCAUUUAACAGACAGCAGAGCCAGUGUCCCCUGAUCUACCCAGCAGGUGGAGCACUAGCAAGUCUCUACCCGUCCAUUUAACAGACAGCAGAGCCAGUGUCCCCUGAUCUACCCAGCAGGUGGAGCACUAGCAAGUCUCUACCCGUCCAUUUAACAGACAGCAGAGCCAGUGUCCCCUGAUCUACCCAGCAGGUGGAGCACUAGCAAGUCUCUACCCGUCCAUUUAACAGACAGCAGAGCCAGUGUCCCCUGAUCUACCCAGCAGGUGGAGCACUAGCAAGUCUCUACCCGUCCAUUUAACAGACAGCAGAGCCAGUGUCCCCUGAUCUACCCAGCAGGUGGAGCACUAGCAAGUCUCUACCCAUCGUUUUAACAGACAGCAGAGCCCGUGUCCCCUGAUCUACCCAGCAGGUGGAGCACUAGCAAGUCUCUACCCAUCCUUUUAACAGACAGCUGGGGGAGUGAUAACAAUAACAUGGAGCAAUAGUCAAGAUUCACAGUGGUUUUAAAGGACUGCCACUCACAUUAUGGGUGGAAGGACUUAUGCAACCUUUGAAUUGCAGUUCAUAGUCUUUUACAUGUAAGGUAAUUUCAUAUAAAGACAAGUGACUCUUGGAUUGAGAUGGUAGGUACGGUACAUCUCUGUCAACGGUUCACUGUAUGGACCUCAGAAAGAAGUCCAUAUACACAAUACUAUUCAUAGUUUUUGUCUCAAUGUGUAUUUUUUAAAUUCCAGUAUUGAAAGCACAGAAGCUGAACAUGUCCUUGUGAGUAGUUACAUAAAUGCUUGUGUUUGCUCUUUGUUAUUUUCCUGUUACAUGCAAUGGAAAGGUCUAGAAUAGCAGCUAGCUCUGCAAUAAAUCAGAAGCAGCAUACAUUAUCCUAGUAAGGAAAUAGUGGGGUCAACAGUCAGUCACAACUGCUGAGCUAAUAUGGAUUUUGUUUCAAUUUCCUGCAUUGUUUAAUGGUUAAAUUAAAACUAUAUUCUUUAAUCUCUCACACUGUAUGUUCUAUAACAUAGCUAUUAUCAAUGUUUCAAAUAAACUUUUGCAUUUUUAAAAAAUU
Molecule: messenger RNA, 4148 nt
Organism: Oncorhynchus gorbuscha (pink salmon)
Lineage: Eukaryota; Metazoa; Chordata; Actinopteri; Salmoniformes; Salmonidae
Gene: lcp2a
Product: lymphocyte cytosolic protein 2a
Exons: 21
Coding region: 578-2215 (545 amino acids)
Biological process (GO): intracellular signal transduction; cell surface receptor protein tyrosine kinase signaling pathway
Source: RefSeq, a predicted model, not a curated record